AUGGACGAUCAGUCGCAUAAUUAUCUCGAUCCGAUCAGCGAUAAGUUGCUGCCCGAUCACCCGGCGCAAGCCGAGUACAUUCCGCACACGCUGGUGUUAGACUUAGAUGAUACGCUGAUAAACUCCAAUUGGAAGCGCGAGCGCGGGUGGAGGGUUUUCAAGAGACCCGGAGUGGACGCGUUCCUGAAGCACAUGUCGCAGUUUUACGAGAUGGUGAUUUUCACGGAUCAGUUGAUGACGUACGGCGACCCGAUCAUCGAACGCUUGGACCCGACGAGAUACGUCACUCAUCGUUUGUAUCGGGAAUCAGCGCAGUACAAGAACGGAGAGUACAUCAGAGAUUUAAGCAAGCUCAAUCGGGACAUGGGGCAGAUUUUGUACAUUAGCAGCAAACCGAGAAGCGCCGAGCUUCACGCCGCCAACGUCAUUCCCAUCAAACCGUGGACGUACGAAGACGGCUCCAAAGACACCGCCCUGCUGGACUUGAUGCCAUUCCUCGAGUCCAUCGUCCGCUUAAACGUCCAAGACGUUCGAAUCGUGCUCGAAUCCUACAAGAAGGAGAUGGAAACCACGGGAAAAGACAUUCCUCAGAUUUUCCGCGAGCGUCAAUUCGCGUUUCAGCGCAAGCGUCGCGACAAGCUCAAGAGUUCGCCCAAAAUCACUCGCGGCUACGACGUCGGUCGUCCCUCGCAAUCCACCAAGGCGACGACGUGA
Messenger RNA from Ostreococcus lucimarinus CCE9901, 714 nucleotides. Its product is annotated as MPT family transporter: inner membrane translocase (import) Tim50. Bases 1 to 714 code for a protein of 237 amino acids. The transcript has a single exon. The record is from RefSeq and is a predicted model, not a curated record. NCBI's taxonomy places the organism in Eukaryota, Viridiplantae, Chlorophyta, Mamiellophyceae, Mamiellales, Bathycoccaceae. Gene Ontology annotation, molecular function: phosphoprotein phosphatase activity.